AUGGACGACCUCGAGGGCUACCGGCAGGCGCAAGCUGCGGAAUGGCAGCAGGCUCGGCAUCCCUUUGAGCUUGAGCAGCUGCUUGUGCCUUUCCAACAAGGUCAGAGAGCCGGCCAAAAGCCGCUGGCGGCCGCAGCCGGCAGCUGCUGCUGCCUUGUCUUCCUCUUGCUCUCUGUAGGCACGCUCACUCCUUUGCAGUAUGGGCUGACCAUGAACCUCAUCACGCGACAGAUUGAUCCCGACAACAUCUACGAAGGAGGUCGCCACUUCAUUGGGCCUUGGAAGAGCUUCGUGUCCUUUCCCUCCACGCGAGUCACCGUGUCAUUUGCCAACCAGAAGGGCACUGGCAGCACACAAGGCCCGCUGGAGACGCGCACGAAGGAUGGACUGGCACUGACGUUGCAGCUGGCCUUUCAGUACAGGAUCGAUAAGAACUAUCUCGGCAAGCUCUUCGCGCUGGCGAACCUCAACUACGAGCCACUCUUCGUGCGGAACGCGAGAGAUGUGCUGCUUAAAGCUGCUGCGGACUACGACGCACCCCAGUAUUGGGAGGAGCGUGAGAAGAUCGGUCACGAGAUGCAGUCCUUGCUGAAUAAGCGCCUGAGAGGGGUGGCCUGGACGUGA
This is a messenger RNA of Symbiodinium natans, 624 nucleotides long. Lineage: Eukaryota; Dinophyceae; Suessiales; Symbiodiniaceae. The record is from the annotation of a GenBank genome assembly.